Molecule: messenger RNA, 363 nt
Organism: Gongylonema pulchrum
Lineage: Eukaryota; Metazoa; Nematoda; Chromadorea; Rhabditida; Gongylonematidae
Source: the annotation of a GenBank genome assembly
AUGAAAUUGGCCGAGCAGUUGUACCAGGUUAUCAAUGUUUAUUACAACUUUUCCGGAGCACUCAAAUACAACUGCUUCCGGAGCGAUUGCCCGAGUACUGCUACUGAAGCACUGGAUGGCGAACUCGGAUGGGCAUGGCAAACGUGUACAGCGAUGCCAAUGAUAAUGUGCGAUAUGGGAGGCGAUACUGAUUUCUUUAUCAAUAAUUGUAAUGUUACCGGUGGAUUGGUCAAUAUGACGGUUCAAGACUGUGUAAAGAAAUUUGGACAUAUCGGUUAUGUUCCGGAGUUAUUUCAUGUUGACGCUGUAUCAGUACGCUACGGUUUCACGUACGGUGCUGCAAGCAAUAUCAUUUUCACGUAA